GCAGACGAGCUGUACACCGAGCUAGACCACGUGUGCAAUCUCACCAGGACGUCGUCAGUUCGAAACCGGAGAAAUUAUGCCCACCUCGACAUUGGUUCCAUGGGAGUCGACGUAGCCACUGGGCCCGUCACCAAUCUGGACCAGGCCGACCAUCAGAACAACAGCUUGCUGGACAAUGAGGGCAUAAUGGGUCGGAAGCAAGGCCUUAGCUACUCCAUUAACCAACCUGACCUCAUUGAGCACGUGAUCCAACGGAACAACCUUCAGCAACAGCCUAACAACCAGAUCGCCACCGACAACCAGGACAACCAAGAUGAAAGGGAGAGUGAUGACAAGUGUAUGCUAACUCCUGAAGGUGGCGAAGCAGGUAUCGACUCCGGCAUCGUUACAGACGGAGGCUCGACGUCAUCCUCGAACUCCUCACAUCAAGGGCAUCACUCACCCACUCACAUCCCCCACAUGACAGCAGGACAUACACAGGAUCUGUAUGCCCUGCCAGUGAAGCGGCCAGCAGCCCAGACGGGGUCACAGAACUCGACACCGACGCACCAGCCCGCACAGACUGAAAAUCACACCGAGAAGACAGACCCGCCCAUAGAGGACACCCUUCCACCUGGAUGGGAAAAACACGAAGAUAACGACGGGCCAUAUUACUGGCACAUAAAGAGUGGCACCAUCACCCGCACUCCGCCAGAGCCCACAGACACCGUCACCGCAGCACCCCUGAGGGCUGAGCGGCGCCACAAAGAAUCGUCUGACCAGACAAGCAGUAGCGUGGCAGGGACGGUGACAAGGAGCAACACUUCCUCUGCUUUGUCUGAGCUCUCCGACUCUCGCCCGCGCACCGCUGCCGUCGACAAUGCUUACAAGCGACGCAGUUACCCCGCCCGCAGCGACAUAACCGAGGGCAGCGGGGGCCGCCCCAUCCGCUUCGCCGUCCGCUCGCUGGGCUGGGUGGAGAUCGCCGAGGAGGACCUGACGCCCGAGCGCUCUUCCAAGGCCGUCAACCGCUGCAUCGUCGACCUCUCCGUCGGCAGACGUGAUGUGCUCGACGUCGUUGGAUGCUGGGGAGAUGGGAAGGACCUCUUUAUGGACCUUGACGAAGGCUCGCUCAAGCUAGUAGACCCCGAGAACCUGACAGUGCUGAACACUCAGCCCAUCCACACAAUCCGCGUCUGGGGCGUGGGCCGUGACAAUGGCAGGGACUUUGCAUAUGUAGCUCGGGAUCGUGUGUCAAGGAAGCACAUGUGUCAUGUUUUCCGGUGUGACACUCCUGCCAGGACGAUUGCAAACACACUAAGAGACAUCUGCAAGAAGAUUAUGAUUGAACGUUCACUUCAGCAGAAUAUGAACAAACCCCUUGAUACAAGUGCCAGUAGUGGAGGUGGUACUGGUAGAUUGACACGACCCACGAACUUGCCCACUGAACAUCGCCGAGUUCAUCGUCAUCCUCAAAUCAUUCCUGCUCAGUCAUUCCCCACACCAAUGGAGGAACCAAAGAAGGUCAUGCGUGUCGAGUACGUUGGUAUGCUUCAAGUUGAAAGACCCUCAGGCAUGGAGACCAUCAACACUGCAAUUGACAGAGUAGCUGAAGAAAACCCAAGACCUUGGAAACAAGUGUCGGUGGCUGUUGCUCCUUCCACCGUUACUGUCACAAAUACAGAUGAUGGAAAGCAAAUAGCCGAGUGCAGAGUUCGAUACCUGUCAUUCUUGGGUAUUGGUCGUGACGUCAGGCAUUGUGCCUUCAUCAUGCACACAGCCCAGGACCAAUUUAUUGCCUAUGUGUUUUAUUGUGAGCCAUCCACUGGGGCUCUCUGCAAGACCAUUGAGGCUGCAUGCAAGCUGAGAUACCAGAAGUGUUUGGAUGCCCACCCAGGCGUGAGUCGUGGCAGGGGAGCAGGAACCCCCCGCAGCAUUUCCUCCACCCUGCGCUCCAUGUUUGGUUCCAUCACUGGACGGAAGGCUCGGUCAGCAGAGUCUUGAGAUGAGGACUCACCUCUGCAGGUAAUCACUUCACUCAUGUCAAGACCUCAGUGAUGUAGAGUGACAUGCCUUGUGAAGAGACUUAGGACUUGGCAUAAGAUAACAGUUCAUUUAACAGUGAUACUUUCAAGUUAUGUGUGUGUGUGUGUUGUUGGAGAAUUAUUUCUCAUACUGCAAACCCUGCAUAGUGCUGAGGACAGUAUGUAUGACAGUGGUUUCUAAAAUAUUUUUUAUUUUAUUUAAUCCUAAUAAAAGAGUGAGCAGCCUAAAGAUAAUCAAAUUGGAAUUGGAAGUUUUACAGACUUUUGUUAAGCACAUAUAAUUUUGUUGUGCACUUAGUCAUUCUGGUUUUGUACUUUACUUUAUGUCUUCUAUCAGUGUAGAUUUUUAGGAAUUGAUUUUAUGCACUGUGUUACCAAUUGGUAGAGUUUGUUAGUUGUAUGUAUUGUUGCCACUUUUAAGAAUGAAUAUCAAGUAGACUUGAAUCUGAAGAAGAUAAUGUUACAUGAAUGGCAUGAAUCUAGAUCUAUAUGUAUAUUGAGGUUGUACUUAAAUGACAUUAAAAAAGAUGACAAAAAACAAAAGAUUUAGGGGCUAAUGGAAGUCAAACUUUUCCCCCUCAGAUGCGCCAGUUCUCAUUGCAAUUUUAAUGUAAGUUUCAUGCAGUGAAAUGGAAGCAUUUGAAAGCCAUGCAAAAAUUGACUGGUCAGCAGUACUGUUGUCAUUUUGCAGCUGUGACAUGAGCAUCAAAGCUUGAUUUUAACUUUAUAGAUUUGUGCUAUGACAGAUUCACUGAUCUUGUUCAAAAGCAAAGAGAAUUCUGCUAUUUAGGAGUCCACUGUGUGCUUUCUUCACAUUUUUAGCACAUGGCAGUUUAAGGAUGUAUUGCUGUUAAUUGUUCAAGUGAAUGAAGACAGUUCUUUGUGAAAAUACCUUACAGUGAAACAUGUUAGAAAUACCAUAUGUGAUCACAAGUGGAUAUAAUGAGAUCUAGAUUUGUAAUAGUUUUAUAGUUUCUGAGAAUACGAUGAUAUAUAAAUUUUUAUUUCAUAAUGGCUUGAAGUUAACUUGUUGACUUCAACCAGGAUAUUCCUCAGUACAGUACACCUUAUUGUAUUGCACUGAUUUUAGAUAAGAGCAACAUGGAAUAUGAUUGCUUUGUAAUGACGAUUUUUCAAAAAUUUUAUGAUGUACUUAACAAUCCCUAACACUGAAAAGGUAUUUUUAGUGUUAUUCAGCCCAUGGUGUUUCUGACCUGUAAAAGAGAAGCCUGUGUGAUAUCUUCCAAGAUCAUAGAUUCUCUCAUACAUAAACAUCAAGAAUUCCAUUCUCAGUUUGAAAAACACAUCUUAGAAGUACCUGUGUAUGGUGUAUUUUGGAUAAUUUUGUAUAUGUGAAAAUAUAAUUGAAAUUGUUUUUAUAACUGGUCAGACUGCCUAUUUUAGAGGAAAACAAAAGCAAAAAAUUUCAAACAAGCUUGUAGAGUUUGAUUUUUAUGCUCAGCAGUUUUAUUUGAGUUUCUUUUUACACUUGAUGCUCUGCCUUUUUGGGCUACAAAGUGUAUGUGCAUCCUUUUAGUGCCUGUCUGUCAGGCCUUCUUUGCCAGGCAUGCGAAGGAGGCAAUUUGCACGAUCUGUAAGUUCUAACUUUAGUGUAAAAAGUGGCUUUUCAAUGAAUAUCACCUAUUAUACAGAUCUAAAAUUUAAUGCGGAGAUUAACUUACAAAAUUACAGGAUGAGAUAAGAACGUGGAAGCAAAAAGAAAUUGGUUAAAUGGAAGACUAUAUUAUUUAUUUGUCUGGAGAAUUGGGUACAGUGAAAGCUCUUUAUAAUGCUUUAGAGGCAAAAUCCUUUUCCAGAUUUAGCACCAUGAGGUGGUGUGAAUAUGGUGGUGUUUUUUUUUGUUUUAUUUUUCUACUGAUGAAAGAAUUUAAAGAUUUUUGGCGUAGUUUUCAUUUAGGAUUUACAUCAAUUGCCAUAUGGUAUUACCAGAUAUUGUACAACUGUGUACAUUCUUGACCAUGUGGGAUGGAAGGACUAUAAGCCGUCCUGUUAUAGAUAUUCCUGUAUCCUAUGUCAAGGAAUGUUGUUAGGUCUUGUAGUAUUAUCAGUUCCUUUCACAUAGUUACUGAUAAUCACCUGCUAUUUCUAUUUAUAAUUUGAAUGCAGAUUAUGCUGUUGAAAUUGGGUUCAUAAAGAGGUUUUGCUGUAUCUUUUUUAAUCUGGAAUAAAGUGCUAACACUUGUUUACGCAUCACUUCACUCCUCUGGAGAUGCAGUGAUGUGGUUCAUUAACUACAUUAACAAGUUAUAGUAGGUGAUGUAGAUGUACACUUAUAAUGGCAAGGCUGUGUAUUACAUGUACUGUAUGUUAUGUAGAAUUGUAUUGUACAUGUUAUUUCUAGCUGUUUUUGGUUGUGUAGAAAUUUUAGCUGGACUUGAUAAUGGGUUCUGUGUGCGUGUGUGUUUAAUGGUGAAGGAAUUUCUGACUUUCCUCUUCCUAAUGAUAUUGGGCGAUAUACAGAUUUAUUUUGAAUAAUCUUAUUUUCUUAUAUGAUUAGUACAUUUGACUCAGGGUGUAUCUCCUAAUCACAUGGGAAGAUUCUUUCAACAUUCUCUAAUAAGGUUGGUUUGAAUAUUAACAUAUAUACAUAUUAUGUGUGUAGUAAAAAUAUCACUACUGCUCUCAUUACUAAUAGUUAGCAACUGAAAUCCUCAUAACCUACUACUUACUCCUUCUUACUAACACCUACUAACCUGACAGGACUUCUGGGCCCAGUCUGCAGAGCGUGAGGUCAUCCCGCACCGCCACCUGACCAGCCCUGGUGGAGGCUCCACUUCCCCGACUGUGUCAGGGUGUCCCUUUUCCUCACGACAGGUGCAGGCAUUGGUCUCUCCCACGUGUGAAUCUCCCCACUCCUUUAGCACUCUCCAUCGCUCUCCAACCACUCAAGCCCUCAUGAAGGUUCCUCCCACACCAGCCACGCCCAUGUCCCCCAUGGAUGCCCUCCGUCGCCUCCAACUCCCUCCAGAUCUCUCUCCUCAGGAAGAGGAUUUAGAGGGUGGAGUUGACCUGGAGGAGGGAGUAGGGGAUGAGGAAGAUGAUGGCGUAGAGGAACUAGGAAGUACCUAAACUGAUCAAUGAAAUAUGCAGUUUUCUGCUUCAGAAGUGAAGUGCCAUUCAGCCAACAUGGUUAACUGCUACAGUCCUAAUAGUUUAACAAAAACAGCUGUACUGAUAUGCUUGAUGAGUUGGUAUCAGAAGCAACAGCAUGAAUUCAUUUCAAUAAAUAAUUUACAAAGUAAAAUGAUCUAGAGAGCAACCUAAAUCAUAUAUCCUAAUAUGCCCUCCAUACAGCCAUGCACAAUAUGGCAUCUUUUAUUUUUUGACUUCAGUAGAAAUGGUAGACUCCCUUAAGCUGAUAAUUGCAUCAUAUUUCCUGACUUCCUAAGUUCCUCUCUAGUCACCCGCCACUUUCCUACAGAUUGACAUAUAAUUUUGUCACAAGUGAUAUAUUGUAGACAAGACUGGAAAGCUAUAUCAUAGACAUAGAAAAUGGAGAUGGUUUGGAUUUUACUAUAAGGGGAUUCCUAUUAAUCCAAGUAAUGUGGGCGUGUGGCUUGGUGUUUGGAUCUGGUUUGGUGUACGCACGUUCAGCAGGGCCCAGAUUGGCUGGUUGUGUGUAGACUACCUUGCAUCACAAAUCUUCUGCACGUACUCAGUAUGGUUGAGUUUAUAAACGUAAGAAUAUCUUAAGAACUCAUUCUGGCCACUCUUUAGCAAGCUCUAAGUGUGCAUAACACGAGGAAUUCUUGGAAUUCUUACUUUAUGAAGACAGCCUCCGCUUCUCGGUACUCCCGUGGAAGAGAUCAUCAGCAGGGGAUCAAGUUGUGCCUCUGCUUGCGUAGAAAUUUUGCUAACCACUAACACAUUGAUGUACAUUUGUGAAUGUUUUAUGUGGCCUAGUGCAACUGUAUCUCUUUCUCUGCUUUAUCAUUAUUGUCACAGGAACAUGCUAUUUGUUGGAUGUUGACUGAUCUGUGUUUGGCCCAUGUUGCUGAGCUUAAUUAUUUUUACCUUUUUACAGUGAAUGAUCAUAGUGGUUAUAUAUAUAUAUAUAUAUAUAUAUAUAUAUAUAUAUAUAUAUAUAUAUUAAUUAGAUGACUCAACAGAAGUUCAUGAAUAUUCUGUAAUAUGGUGAAAAAAGUUAUGCUUAGAAUUUAAACUAAUCAAACACUGUCAAGUUAAGGUCACAGUAUAGCACUCAGAACAACUAGCUAAGUAUGUUUGGUGAAACAUAACUUUAACCUCACUGUCAGCUGUGUUGUAUAUAUAAGCAUACACACACACACAUAUAUAUAUGUGUAUGUAUAUGUAUAUAUAUAAUGUAUGUAUGUAUGUAUGUAUGUAUGUAUAUAUGUACAGACACACUUUCUUUUCUUUUCUUUUCUUUUAUCUUGUGUGUGACAAGAUUCUUGGUCAUUCAAUCUCUCAGCUUUGUUCAAAACAAUUACUGUACCUCUUCAGCUGAACUCAUAUAGGCUACUUCUAAUCUUGUUGACUGUGAGUGAAUGUUUUCUUGUUACCGCAUAUAGCCAAGUAACUAGUCGUUAACAUAAUGUACUUAUGAGUGCUUGACUGGAGAAACUUUACAUACUUAGGGAUAUAAAUCAGUGAGCACAAGGAGCUUAGUCAGCUUGCAAGAUCUCCAGGUCUGCAUGGAUAUAAAAGGGCAGCCAUAAGUAAUUGUAGGUCAGAUUAGACAUCAUUGAUUGGGAAUAGUAUUAUUCCCACUCUUGUUUCUUUUGCUUGUAGCUCCCAUCUGUAGCAUAUAAUACCAUAUUUCCUUGUGCCCAUUGUGAAUAACACAUACAUAAAGCCUUAGGUGUAAAAUAGAACCUAUGUAUUUGUAGUGUUCACUUUGGUCAGUCACCUGAGCCUCCUAAACUGACCCACAGAGGGCACAUAUUCCACCAAAGUCAGUUGAUCAUUGUUAUUUUUAUUUUAUUUAUAUAUUUUUCAUAAGAAGCAUCUCAUCAGAUCGUGAAAGCUACUUGAAUUUCUGCCAUCUUUCUUUUCUUAGUAUUUUUUAUUUAAAUAAUAUAAAUAACUAAUAUAUAUAUAUAUAGUAUGACAAUUUGCAAUGCUAGAAUUUUAAGGCAUGAAAACAUGGUGUGUUGAGAUAGCUUCUUGACAAUUUAAUGUGAAAAAACUUAGGUUGGGUCACUGUAGGAGAAGUCCACACAGCACAGUAACAUACAUGUAGCCACAUCAGCAACUAUGGAUCUUAACAAAUAUGCCAGUAACUAUUUAUAGUUAAGUAAAGAAUGUCUCUUUUAAUUUAGUACUACUGUGUACUUGCUUCUUUAAUAAUUAGAUCAUUUUGAAUUAGCAUCACAUUGUUAGUGGCAUUUGUGUAAAUUGUGAAAUAACCAUUUGUUUUUAUUUCUUAUUUCCUUACAUUUUGCAAAAUUAUUACCAGUAUGUCAUGGAGAACUGUAUGUAGGAAUUACAGGAUGUUGAAUACAAGAUAAAUAUUUACGGCAUGUUUCAAGUUCUGAAUAUAGUGUAGGUCAAAUCCAUGGAUGUCAAAUGCAUUCCAGGGACAGAGUUCUGGAGAAAGAAUAGAACUUUCCUUAUUGAGACCUAUCGUUGCUGGUUAUGUUACGAUCAUUGCCAUAGUUACCAGCAUGUGGUAAAUUACCCAUGAUUUGUGUAAAAGUUUAUGAUUGCUGGUGUAUACUGGAACAGUUGAAACUUGUCAGAAAAAAAAUCUGAAUUUUGCAGAACCAGUUAGUGCUUUUUUAUUUUAACUGACAGAACUGUAUAAAGUAAGGUUAAAUAUACAGGUAUACUGGUAGAUUUUAUGAUUUUAUCUCUUGAAAAAGUAGAAUGGUUCUUGCAUUGGUUUAGAUAAUGCCAUACAUACAUUCCAUUGAGGUAGUAUAUUGAUUUGAGGGAGGAAUAUUGUUAAAGCCAAGGCCAUUUGUAGUGGCCAUUCUAGAUUGAAUAACAGUAGAUUGUAAGGCUCAUAAUUGUUUAUUAAUGUUCAUGUCCAGUCAUUGUGAGAGACCAAGGAACUGUAAUUCCCAGUUUCAUGGUUAUACCUUAAGUAAUUAAGAUGACUGAAGCAACCAUUUGCAUUAUUUCUGAAAUUUUUUAGUUCAAAUGCCUCUUGAGAUGUAAUACUUUAUGGGUGAAUUUUUGUGUAUUUUUGUAUUUCAGUUACACAUGUAUGUACAACUCCUCUGGCAAGUCAUGUAUUUAAGUGCCUGUCUAUUUGCAUUGCAGGCGCUUACACAAACUUUAUCAAUGUUGAUACCCAGGUGUGAGCAAAAUACAUUAUUACAUAGAAUAAA
Messenger RNA from Penaeus chinensis, 8341 nucleotides. Its product is annotated as protein Fe65 homolog. Gene Ontology annotation, molecular function: amyloid-beta binding; transcription factor binding. Gene Ontology annotation, cellular component: cytoplasm; nucleus. Lineage: Eukaryota; Metazoa; Arthropoda; Malacostraca; Decapoda; Penaeidae. The record is from RefSeq and is a predicted model, not a curated record. Gene Ontology annotation, biological process: regulation of DNA-templated transcription.